Molecule: messenger RNA, 1614 nt
Organism: Gymnogyps californianus (California condor)
Lineage: Eukaryota; Metazoa; Chordata; Aves; Accipitriformes; Cathartidae
Gene: CDCP2
Product: CUB domain containing protein 2
Source: RefSeq, a predicted model, not a curated record
AUGGGGUGCACAGGGGCGGGCUGCCUGGCAGCGCUGGCCGUGCUGUGCGGGGCUCUCGGGGAUGCUCCCGGCAGAGGCAUCAAAUGCGGAGGGGUGCUCUCAGCACCCUCCGGCAAUUUCUCCAGCCCCAACUUCCCGGGGCCGUACCCUUACGAGAUGGAGUGCACGUGGCUGAUCGUGGUGGCCGAGGGUUCCUCCGUCCUGCUCUCCUUCAGCCACUUCGAGCUGGAGUACCACGCCACUUGCGCCUACGACUACCUCCAGGUCUACAACGGGGCUGCCCGGGACCGGGGCAACCUCCUGGGCACCUUCUGUGGCCGCAGCCCCCCACCACCCUUCUCCUCCGCCUGGCACGUCAUGGCCGUCAUCUUCCGCUCCGACCGCCAUGUGGCCAAGCGUGGCUUCGCCGCCGCCUACCGGAAAGAUGCCUGUGGAGGGCAGCUGACGGGGCUGUCCGGGGAGAUCACCAGCCCCCGCUACCCCGAGAGUUACCCCAAUGAUGCCGAGUGCCGCUGGAGCAUCGGGGCCAGCGACAGUGGCCCCUUCACCCUGGUGUUCACUGACUUCCAGGUGGAGGGGGGCCAGGGCUGCGGCUUCGACUACGUGGCCCUUUUCGAUGGCCCCACCGCCGCUGCCCCCCGCCUGGGACGCUACUGCGGCAGCGCCCGCCCGCCCCGCACCGUCUCCUCCGCCCCGCACCUCCUCAUCCUCUUCAAGUCGGACUUCAACAUCGGCGGCAGGGGCUUCAAGGCCCAUUUCUACUCGGGUGAGUGCCAGGGGGUGUUCACCGCCAUCAAAGGGAAUCUGUCCAGCCCUCGGUACCCCAACUUCUACCCCAACAACCUCAAGUGCCAGUGGAGCAUCCAGCUGCCCCCGGGCUACCGGGUCAAGGUCUUCUUCUUGGACAUGGAGCUGGAGGGCCGGAGCAGCCUGACGGGCGGCUGUGACUAUGACCACCUGGCUGCCUUCGACGGCGGCACCGAGAACGGGUCCCUGCUGGGGCGGUGGUGCGGGCGGGAAAGCCUGGCGCCCAUCACCUCCCGCAGCAACCAGCUGCUGCUGGUCCUCCACACUGACCACAACACGGCCAAGAGGGGCUUCUCCAUCGCCUACGUGGGAGUUGUGCCCAUGAACAUCAGCUGCACCCGGACGGACUUCCACAUCCAGAUCCCCGUACAGUCCCUGGCCCAGCUGGAGAGGAAUAGGAUUUAUUUGGGGACCCCCUCCUGUGCAGCCCAGGUGGUUGGCAGGAACUUUAAAAUACACACCAGGUUCGACACCUGCGGCACCGAAUCUCAGAAACGCAACAACACGUCCGUCAUCGUCAGCACCCUCUACAUCGAUUUUUCAGUGGGUGACGAGGAGGACAUCCACCAGUACGAGGUGCAGUGUGAGCCAAAGAGGAAGGAAGCCUCGGUGACCCUCAUCGCUGGCCCCAACCCAUCCAGGCUCAGCCAGGCAGAAAACCUGGUGGAUGCCCAGCAGCGGGAGGGGGGAGCGACGGACACCCGCGAAAACAAGAGCCAGGACACCAGUGACAUCGUCUUCAUCAGCAUCUGCAUCCUGGCCGGGCUCCUCAUGGUCAUCGCAGUGGUGGGGCUCGUGCUGCUGUAG